AUGCAAGCAGCCAUUGCAGUCGAUCUUUCACCCUCUGCAUAUGACAUGGUCGCCGCAUCCUUGCCUUCUACGCCAUCAGGGUAUGGAAAGCAGACCUCGGAUGCUGAGAAGCUCUCUCAGUUGCCUGCUCCUUCAUCUGUGAAAGCGGCCUGGCAGAAUUCUGCUCAGAAUAGACCUGAUUCACCCUCUGCUUCGUCUCCGCGCGCCCAGAGAAAGCCAUCGCAACGUGUAGUGGCACACCCGAGUGAGUCUUUUGUGCUGCUCCAAGACAGCAUCGUGCGCAAUAUUCCCUCUCCCCUUCCCACGACUCCAUUCGCUAAGAAGGCUUCGUAUUCCAAGACCAAGAGCUAUAAUCCGCCAGCUGCGGCGGCUGCCGUCCAGGAGGAGACCAACCAUCCAAAUCCCUCACCACUCUCACACCAUUUACGGUCCACGCUACGUUUAUUUAACCUCCUGUCCAGUCGUACAGAUCUCGACCACCCUCUGUGUGCAGAAUGUACGGAUAUCCUACUGACAUCACUGACAAGACAGUUAGAGGAGACGAAGAAAGAACGCGAUGGCUAUAUUGCGUUCGAGAAGGAGGUCAAGAAGGAGAAAGAGCGCGAAAGUGAAGGAAUGAGCAAGCAGGAAGCGGAGUUCAAAAUUAGCAAAGUCAAAGAGGAGGAAAAGUUGGCAAUCGAACAGUUGCAGGCCGCAGAGCGUGAGCGAGAACAAUUAGCCGAAGAGUUAAGGGCUCUGGAACUGGAGGAGAAAGCCGUGGAGGAGGAGGAAGCUGAGUUCUGGCGAGCACAUAAUGCUCAUCUAUUAAAGACCGCUGAACAAGCUUCUCAACUUGCGGCCCUCCGGGCAGCUUAUGCUGCCGAUUCCAUGACACUAGAGAAGCUCGAACGUACCAACGUCUACAACGAUGCAUUUUGCAUUGGUCAUGAAGGCGUGUUCGGAACAAUUAAUGGAUUGCGUCUGGGCAGAGUUCCUGGAGUUCCGGUUGAAUGGGCAGAAAUCAAUGCCGCGUGGGGCCAGACACUGCUGCUCUUAUAUACCAUCGCUAGGAAGCUGGAUUUUACAUUUGAGAAUUAUCGACUUGUCCCAAUGGGUUCGUUCUCUCGCAUAGAGAGAACGACUGGAGAUAAAGCUACGUACGAGCUGUAUGGUUCUGGAGAUCUCCACUUGGGCCGACUGCUACACAACCGUCGUUUUGAUUUUGCGAUGGUGGCCUUCUUAGACUGCUUGAAACAAUUAGUUGACUACGUCAAAUCGCAAGAUCCCCAAGUCGACUUCCCGCACCAAAUUGUGAAAGACAAGAUAGGAGAGGCGUCUGUGAAAUUGCAGUUCAGCCAGGAAGAGGCUUGGACGCGUGCUCUGCGGCACGUUUUGCUUGCUCUCAAGAUUUUGCUCAAAUGGACCACUAACGGCAAUAAUGGCUAA
This is a messenger RNA of Fibroporia radiculosa, 1425 nucleotides long. RefSeq lists its product as uncharacterized. The record is from RefSeq and is a predicted model, not a curated record. Lineage: Eukaryota; Fungi; Basidiomycota; Agaricomycetes; Polyporales; Fibroporiaceae. Gene Ontology annotation, biological process: autophagy; late endosome to vacuole transport; cellular response to nitrogen starvation. Gene Ontology annotation, cellular component: phosphatidylinositol 3-kinase complex, class III, type I; phagophore assembly site; phosphatidylinositol 3-kinase complex, class III, type II. The transcript is spliced from 6 exons. The coding region runs from base 1 to 1425 and encodes 474 amino acids.